GAGAACAGGGGGGAGAGCGUUUUUAUAUUGCGACACUAGUAUAGUGAUAUCCAGGGGGAGAGCGUUUUUAUAUUGCGACACUAGUAUAGUGAUAUCACACCGAAACCAGUUAAAAUCCCCUGCUUUCUAAGUAAGUGAGCUGUAUGUACUAGGCUACUCUGCACCCGGUAUCCGCCCAUAUUCGCGCUAAGGCCAAACUCAGCUGAAUCGACAGUAGCAGGCCAAGCGCUGGAUCAAAUGUAAAAUUCAAUUGAUUCAUUUCCUUACUUUCGUCUGCUUUUUCAAAUAAAUUUAAUCUACAUAAAUGGGGCAGUUUCAUUGUGAAGUAGGAAAUGUAGAGAUCGUGUGAAAAGGGAGGAUUAUCUGCUUGACUUGUUAUUUGGUCGCAACUUCGGACGCGGAACUCCAUACGCUAAAGGUGAAGGAUGACAGAAUACAAGCUGGUGGUGGUGGGAGCAGGAGGUGUGGGCAAGAGUGCGCUCACCAUCCAGCUCAUUCAGAACCACUUUGUGGAUGAAUAUGACCCCACCAUCGAGGACUCGUACAGGAAGCAGGUGGUGAUUGAUGGGGAGACAUGUCUGCUGGACAUCCUGGACACUGCAGGUCAGGAGGAGUACAGCGCCAUGAGGGACCAAUACAUGAGGACAGGGGAGGGCUUCCUCUGUGUCUUCGCCAUCAACAACACCAAGUCCUUUGAGGACAUCCACCACUACAGAGAGCAGAUCAAGCGGGUGAAAGACUCAGAAGACGUGCCAAUGGUGCUGGUGGGGAACAAGUGUGACCUGCCGUCCCGGACGGUGGACACCAAACAGGCUCAGGACUUAGCGCGCAGCUACGGCAUCCCCUUCAUUGAGACCUCGGCCAAAACGAGACAGGGUGUCGAUGAUGCCUUUUACACAUUAGUGCGGGAAAUCCGAAAACACAAAGAGAAGAUGAGCAAGGAGGGCAAGAAGAAGAAAAAGAAGUCCAAGACAAAGUGUAUACACAUGUGAAUAAUGACACCCCCCCCCUUUUCAAGAUAGAAAAAAUGUGUUCAAACUGUUUAAUACAUUUUUGUACAUUACACUAAAUUAUUAGCCUCUUAUCUAAGUAACCACAACACCGAAUAUCGAAAUGAACCCCUUUUUGUCUGCCCUCAUUUUUUUUGCUAAUUUGAAACUAAGCUUUACUUAGUGUUUAGUGCCAGUUGCCCAGAAGUGUUGGUCCAAUAGGUUGAUUAUCAAUUAGGAGUGGUACACUGUAGGGACAUUUUGGACAAUAGAAAAAGCAAGCCUAAAAAGCUUAUUUUCCCUCUGCUAGUAGAGCAUUAGCAGAAGAGGUUGUUGUAGUACAUGCUUCUAACAGUAUGGGGGAGAGUUGAAUUCCAUCCGUAGUGCCUAAAAGCCUGUUUUUAACAUGGGCAACGCCAUUGAGGACUUUCACCAUUUUUAAGUAGUCAACUGGGGACUUCCUACGGGUUAUGGAAGGAUCACAUGAUUCCAUCUGGGUCAUCAGGAGAGAUCAGCCAAUUAAUUAUACUUGCGAGCAAACAUUUCAUAACUGCAGGUGGCAGUAAAUUGUCUUUAUACCUGUUCAAAAAGCACACUCCAAGUGGCACUAUGCACCCUUUCAGUUUGUCAACUCGCAGUAGUAGAAGAAGAAAAUUGACUACUUCAAAAUGGAAAUGGCCCCAAUGACGCUGCCCAUGCUCACAGACGCCAUAAUGGGAAAGAUGCAAUGCUGCGAUUUCUAUCGAAGUUUAUGAUUCCAUUCGAUACCAUAGGACCCUCAAACUCAACUCUGGACCUCAAAGCCAGUUCCACUGCAUUUUUUUCAUUGGUUCCCUCUAGUCAGGGACUGAUUUAGACCUGUGCCACCAGGUGUAUGUGCAAUUAUCAGGUAGAACAGAAAAUCAGCAGGCUCCAGACCUUGUAGGAGUUGAGUACCCCUGCCAUAGGACAAGGAGUAACAACCGGGAGGCACGACCAACACUUGAUUAGGGGAAAUUCCAAAUGUCCUGGCCGCUGUGUGUAAUAAUGCCCAUCCUCCUACAUUAGACUCCUAGAUAUGAUUCAAUAAUAUCAUGCAGUUCUUUUAGCAUGCAUAUGAACUUUACUACUGUAUCUAGUUAAAAAAAUGGUUACCCAUUUAAUUCACUUGUAAUCUGUUAAUGCUUUUUUUUGUAAUUGGUGAGCAGUGAUUUCCUGCCUACAGGAGAGACUUUCCUUUUUGCAUGCAAUGUGUUCUUACGGGGAAUGGCACUGUGAUGCUCAUACUGUAUGAUACUGAUACAGCCUCUAGGGCCAGGAACAAGGAGCUCUGUUCCAGUUGGGGGACACAGGUUUUUAUAGUGUUUCGGGACUUGAGUCAAUCCAUAUUCACCAAACCUGAUCUGAUCUUUUGGGUAGAAACCAGUUGUUGAGUGGUGGGAAACCUUCUCAACAACUGAAUUGCUCCAGGUGGCAGGUUUGAAGCAUAAUAUAUUUUUAUAUAAAGAGAGGCAUCAGAACAGCAAGAUUCUGCCAGUGAUUUUGAAAAGGACAUGCAGCUAAUGUUGUGUUGCUCAGUGGCACUGCAUGUUGCUUAAAACCCAUCACAAGCCAGUGUCUCCUGUAGUUAUUUUAUCAUUAGAUAGGAUAUUCCCUGCUCAUUACGAACGUCCUAGAAGAUGAGUUCAUUGUUCCUGAAGAGACCUUGUUUAAGCUAUGAACUUCCCUCUUAUCCUCAGGAUUGGUGUAUUUUGCGUCAUGUUUUGUGUUUUUGAAGGUAGUUCACUGGAGUAACACAUUUGACCUCAGCUAAUUGAGCCAGCAAAUCAAGAUCUGGGCUUCCUUGUUACAGUUUAGCAUCUGAAGUGUUGAGUGCAAAAAAAAAAUAGCAUGCCUAAAUCGAACCUAAACUUUAAACUAAGUCAUCUAAUGUCGACUACGUAGAUGUGUUCUUCGGGUGAACUAUCUUCUUAAAGAAUAGUGACUCAUUGUCUUCAGAUGCAGGACAUAAAACACCCCAACAGAUCCUAACAGAAUAUGCCUUGCACAUUUCCCCAAUCCUUUGUUUUGUAUAUAUCGCUGCCAUAAACUUACUCUCCUUUUUUGGAUUGGCUAGAUUAGGCAAAACAAAUCUUAAAGGCCUUGUUUUGUCCUACCACUUAUUAUUAUUAUUUUUUACUUCUACAAAAGAUGCAUCCCAAUAGUAAUGGUGUCAUGAUAAGUGUGUUCAAAAAAUGUAUUGUUUAUAUGAAUUUUUCUAAAUCACCUUUGGGUGUUUUUUGGAGUUUGGGUGGGAAGGUGUUGAGGGUUUUUCUGUGCUGGCUUUCAAGUGAAAUGACUCGUCCAGUCCAAUCAUUUUUAUGUCACGUUUAUCUUUCACAGGUUGUUGCAUCCAAGUGAUGUAGUAACUGGAACUGAUGUCUGCAAAUGAGGCAAUAAUUGCCAUUUUAAAUUAGUUUUUAGAGAAAAAAAGUCAAUUGAUAACAUGGAAUAUUUGCUUUUCAGGGUCAAUGCAUAUUUCACCACCUUAUUACUAGUUUUUGACCUUGGGGCUUCUUACACAUUGCCUUUUGUGUUGCCAUCGUGCUUCAGUCAGACAGCAUAGGCUUCUCUGUCACGUCUGUUCAAGAGCUACAAACUCCGUGCUGUUUGAGAGGAACAAGAUUCUAAAUUGAAACAUAAUAUACAAUAUGUUUAGGCUGUUUACACAACCACCCUAAGAACCCAAAUCUGAUUUUCUUUCUUUCUAUAUCCAAUCUUUUCUUCUAACUGUCCACACAGUUUUACAUGUGACCCAUAUCAGAUUUGCACAUUCACACUGAUGUAGCACACAGAUGAAAUGCUCGUUUCCUGCCUUUGUUCCUUUCCAUUUCGGGUGCUUCUUAUGUGCAUAAAAACGCUUCGGAAGAAAAUAAUCUGAUCCGAGGUCGCACAUAGAGGAUCGGGUUUGUAUCAGGGUUAUGAUCUACAUAUGGAGGUGGUAUAAAUCAAAAGUCCAAAGAUCAGAUUCCAUGUGUUUUUUUGCUGUUUACACAGGGAAAAUAUCAGAUGGGUAUCAGAUAUGCAAUUAAUUGGCAAUAGAUCUGAAUUGGUGCAGCCUUAGUUCUUAGGAUUUAUCUUUUUUGACCCACUUUGAUUAAAUCCUUUUUGUUACUAAAGUUCGAUAUUAACUGUUAAUGCAUUUUUGAUUAUGGGAACCCAUUUGUUAACAAUACUGUAUCAAGAAAAGUAACUAUAGUGAAAUGUGUUGAAAUGUUCCGCCUCCCUUUUUUUAUGUGCCAAUGGCUGAUUUCUGAGAAAAAAGUAUAAUUUAUACCUGGAUCGUAUUUUAACAACCUAUUGUCAUACUGAAAGGUGCAUAUUUUGUAAAUUGUGCUUCAUUUUGUUGGUGUCUCUAAAUGAAUGUUGCUUUAAUGGAGUUUUCACUACUCCUCUCUGUUUGUGUAUGAUGGGACUCGGGAGAGUGACUGGGUCUAGGGGAGAGUGACUGGGUCCAGGUCUAGGGGAGAGUGACUGGUUCCAGGUCUAGGGGAGAGUGACUGGUUCCAGGUCUAGGGGAGAGUGACUGGGUCCAGGUCUAGGGGAGAGUGACUGGGUCCAGGUCUAGGGGAGAGUGACUGGGUCCAGGUCUAGGGGAGAGUGACUGGGUCCAGGUCUAGGGGAGAGUGACUGGUUCCAGGUCUAGGGGAGAGUGACUGGGUCCAGGUCUAGGGGAGAGUGACUGGUUCCAGGUCUAGGGGAGAGUGACUGGGUCCAGGUCUAGGGGAGAGUGACUGGGUCCAGGUCUAGGGGAGAGUGACUGGGUCCAGGUUAGGGGAGAGUGACUGGUUCCAGGUCUAGGGGAGAGUGACUGGGUCCAGGUCUAGGGGAGAGUGACUGGGUCCAGGUCUAGGGGAGAGUGACUGGGUCUAGGGUCCAGAGUGACUGGGUCCAGGUCUAGGGGAGUGAAUGAAUGACCACUGUUGAACACAUCAGUAGAGAUCUCUCUUUGGGAAGUGUGUAGUGUUGUGAUCUGAUCACAGAUCCAUUUUUUCCAUGAAUCUCACCACUCCUAUUUAAUGUGUAAUAAAGAAACGAGGAAUUGG
Messenger RNA from Oncorhynchus nerka (sockeye salmon), 5053 nucleotides. Its product is annotated as GTPase KRas. The transcript has 5 exons. Gene Ontology annotation, molecular function: GTPase activity; GTP binding; GDP binding. Gene Ontology annotation, cellular component: plasma membrane. Lineage: Eukaryota; Metazoa; Chordata; Actinopteri; Salmoniformes; Salmonidae. Gene Ontology annotation, biological process: Ras protein signal transduction. The record is from RefSeq and is a predicted model, not a curated record. The coding region runs from base 426 to 992 and encodes 188 amino acids.